ACGCCCUCUGCCUCCCCUGUAUAAAAGAAACUCGGAGAGCUAGACGUCUCAAUCAUUUGACAAGAUGAACUACAAGGUGUUGAGUCUCGUGCUGCUGCUGGCCGCUGUUGCCAAGGCCCAGUUCCCGUGCUCGGCGUACCAGUGUGAGGAUGAAGAGCUGUGUCUCCCCACCCGUUAUGUGUGUGACGGUGAACCUGACUGUGUCAGUGGUGACGAUGAGGUCGACUGUGAGUACUGCCGUGACGGGUUUUUCAAGUGCCCGUCGAGCGAAUUCUGUAUCGUGGAGCACUACGUAUGUGAUGGCUUAGGAGACUGCCCUAACUCUGACGACGAAGCUAACUGCACUUACACCACCGCACCUGUGUGUGAACCGGAGCAGUACCAGUGCUUCGACGGCCUCUGUAUUGACGAGCAGUUUGUAUGUGAUGGCAUCGUAGACUGCUACAUGGCGGACGACGAACAGGAGUGUCAGGAAUGUAAGGAAGGUUAUCACUGCCAGAACGACCUCUGUAUACCCGACAUUUAUCUCUGUGACGACUACGAGAACUGUAUUCGGGGAGAGGACGAGAAGUUCUGUCCCUGCGACCCGACUGACUUCAUCUGUACCGACGGUGACUGUAUCCCAGAACAGUAUCGCUGCGACGGCUACUAUGACUGCUUUGGAGGUAGUGACGAGGAGAACUGUGGCGUGUCAGAGUCACCCAUCUCCAGCGACACUGCUCCAAGAAGGACCCACGACACUGCUCCAAGAAGGACCCGCUCACAGUCCCACUUACUUCGCAAGCUGAGGACUAUGGGUACUGCCUAAAAUCUCCUUCUCCCUCUCCCUAUCAUAAACAACAUCUAUAGAAACUGAUUCUAAUUCUUCACCAUUCGUACAUAAUUUGUUAGCGGGGAUUAGCCCCAUUUAUAAAACACAGACGUAGUAAUUCACAACAUGCUAUAGCCAGUUUGGCUCAGCGCGAAGAACCGGUAGGAAUUUUAAAGUAUACCACGGCAUUCUUACGACCGAUGUUACCGCUGCUGAUGUAAUAGUGUUCUUAGAAAAUGAUGAGUGAAGACUGAAAGUUAUUGUUUGAAGCUUUCUAAAAUACUGAUCACAAACCAGUUAAAGAAAAUUACAAUAUAAUCUUAACUAUAAAAAAGUUGCAUUCUAGCUAGUUUGUUUGUUUGUUUCAUUGCACCUUCAGGAAUAAAACUGUUUUGUGAUCAUCCUUAGACAAGAUGAUAACAUUUCCUUAAUAACACAUGAUAACUCUGAACACGGGUUCUUUUACCAAUUUCUUUGUUUAUUUUUCAUACAUUAUAAACCCAGAGCUAAUUUAUGAGGUUUACCUUUGAUCUGUCCACGUUUCGUUCAUUUUAUGAUUUGGAACUAGAAUCUGUAUUACGAUUUAUGGAAAAUACUUAAUAAAGCAAGUUGCAGCAAUGAU
Molecule: messenger RNA, 1433 nt
Organism: Homarus americanus (American lobster)
Lineage: Eukaryota; Metazoa; Arthropoda; Malacostraca; Decapoda; Nephropidae
Product: low-density lipoprotein receptor-like
Exons: 7
Coding region: 65-808 (247 amino acids)
Molecular function (GO): protein binding
Source: RefSeq, a predicted model, not a curated record